This is a messenger RNA of Schistocerca gregaria, 2137 nucleotides long. RefSeq lists its product as uncharacterized. The record is from RefSeq and is a predicted model, not a curated record. Lineage: Eukaryota; Metazoa; Arthropoda; Insecta; Orthoptera; Acrididae. The transcript has 3 exons. The coding region runs from base 256 to 1968 and encodes 570 amino acids.
AUUUACACACAAGAUAAGUUGAUGGGGCGCGACGAUGCAAGAAGACCUCGAUAUUUUUCUUGCGAGGCGUUGAGCGGAAGACACGAAGGGUGAAGUUGCAAAUCGCACAUGAUGUGUCCAGACGGGCAUUUGGUUUGGAUUAUCAGGGGUGCGGUGAAUUUUGGCUUGAGUAACGGAAAUGUCUUUAUAACGCAUUUUUUGUACUUUUGGCCGGUAUGUUAGUUUCACUCUUCUUUUCGACCAUUUAGCUGAAGCAUGUCUCAAGAUAUCGAUAUUUUUAAGACGAGGAUUUCUGAAACGCUCAUCUCGCUUACGCUGGCGUGCAGCUCCCAUUCUUUUUCGAAUGCCUCUAAGUAUUGCGCGGAACUUUCCAAUUCCAUGCGGGCAUUGGUCGAUCAGGCGCAGAACUUGAUAUCCAGAGAAGAAGAUGUGUCGUUGAAGAAUGAAGUGUAUAAUGCAAUAGAGAAUAUGAAGGUCAAAGUAGGCGAAAUGACGGCCAAAUUCGAGGCAUUUGUCCAUGAUAAAAGUCAGGCUUGUUCCUUGGUAUUCACGCUUGCCAUUCAAAGGCUUUUUGAUUCGGUCGUAGUGUUGUUGACUUUGAUCAAUCCUUUCAGUAAAAAACGUAUAUUUCAUUUGAUUGACAAGGCGAUUAUGGCAUACAAGCUGCUGGAGCUCCAGAGGGAUUUUGCAGACGAGAUUCGGUUUGACAUGAUGAAAGUAGACUACUUGAAGUGUCAUAGAGAGUUGAGCUAUGUUUGCGACCAGGCAGCUCGGCGCUGCAGUAUCACGAAAAAGAAGGAGCUACUAGACGGUAAAAAAGUAAUGGCAUUGGCAUCGAAGUAUUUGGAAUUCUUCGAGGGUUGUGGCGCCAAUAACGAAUCGACCGAAUACAAAAAUACAACUAAGGAACUUGAGCGGACCUAUAAGAACCUAAUUAUCGGGGCGGCUAUGGAAGAAGAUACGUUUGAGGACAUUCGAAAACACAUAAAGCACGUUUAUUCUCUGGUUCAAGAGGCCAGAAUACUAAUAGGCCAAUGCGGAAAGCUGCUAUGCUCAGCGCUUGACAAAAUGCCAAAAAAUCAGAGGCAGAAAAAAUUCGACUAUGUCAAAGAGUCAGUUCACAGAUUUUUGGACCAUUUUUCUUUUGGCAUGUCCAGAGCAGAAUGCCUAACUUUGAAAACGGUAAUGAAAAACACGCACGAAUCGUUCAAAGCGAAAUUCGUCACGUUUGAGGAAUUGGUGACUCGUCCGACUUUAAAUAUACCCAUCUUGAGAGAUACUGCGUUGAUCUAUGAAGGCAUCAUUCUAUCGUGCCAACAAAUCAUUUCUCUUUCGUAUCAGGAUUUUCAUAUUAAGCACCCCAUUUGCCUCAGUAGAGAGGUAUUCGCUGAUCGAGCAAACCUGAUGCUAAACGAAAUCAAAAACAACAGGUUAAUGCUCGCCAUAAACUAUAUUCCAGACUUGGUCGCACUAGCGCAAAAUGUGAGGUGCCAGCUCGAAAAAACAGUUCUCAAUUCAUCGUCUUUGCAGAAAAGAAAAAUCUAUCAAGAGCUCAUAAAGAAAAUUUUUGUCUGCUGCAUUGAGCUCGCUCAAAUUUUCCAAAAUCCCCCCAUUCACAGCUCGUACAUCAAAAAACUUCCAGAGUCAUGUCUUGUUCUUAAAGAGGCUAUAGACGGUGCCCAGAUUUUCGAAGAUUUGCCAAGUGAAUUUUGUAUCAAAGCUAGUUUAUACGACGACUUUACCAAAGUCUCCAAUGCUGCAACUAAUUGGGCUAAACCACCUUGCUCUAACAUCCUCUAUGACUCGGCAGCAAUCAACCCAAACAUCAGCAAGCACAUGUCUGAAAGAAUCAUACCGCUACCCAUUUACAAGUCUGCGAGUGAUUUAGCUGAACAAGUCGGGGGGAGCAAGCUUAAGUCAGGAUCAUUUGGUCUUGGCAUUCGUGGUUUCUGCGACUGGUCUCUCUAAUCCAAUUCGUCCAAAAAAAAAACUUUUGAAGAGCUGAAUGGCACAUACAUAAACUAGACCAGUCUUUCUGGAAGAAAUACAAUAGGGCACCAAGUGUGACACCGGCAGCUUUAUAAGAUUUGCUUGCAAAUCAUAUAAGUUAUGUAAUAAAGUUUUACAUCAAAAAUCA